Phragmites australis (common reed) is the source of this 1646-nucleotide messenger RNA. RefSeq names its product ranBP2-type zinc finger protein At1g67325-like. Gene Ontology annotation, molecular function: RNA binding; transcription coregulator activity. The coding region runs from base 178 to 1224 and encodes 348 amino acids. The record is from RefSeq and is a predicted model, not a curated record. The transcript has 10 exons. Gene Ontology annotation, biological process: regulation of DNA-templated transcription. Lineage: Eukaryota; Viridiplantae; Streptophyta; Magnoliopsida; Poales; Poaceae. Gene Ontology annotation, cellular component: nucleus.
GUACACCCGGCCGACGCGGAGCCAAUCCCCCACCCCCGGAAAAUUCUCAGCCAAAAUCUCGAAAGCGAAGGGAAGGGGAGGAAACGCAAAACCUAGCCCCUCUCUCCGCCGGAUUCCCCUCCUCCGUCCGCCUCGCCCCCUGCCCCCGCGCCCGGUCUCCGCUUCGCACCACCAGCCAUGUCUUCUCAGGUCGACAGUCGCAGCCAAUCCGCCGGGAAGCGCGCGCGCACCGACGGUGGACGGCGUGAGGACGACUGGGUGUGCCCCAGCUGUAAGAACGUCAACUUCGCCUUCCGCACCACCUGUAACAUGCGCAACUGCAACCAGUCCAGGCCUGUAGAUCACACGAAGGCUAUGCAGAAGCCUAUGCAGACUCCACCCCACUACGCAGCAUCGGCUGGAUACAUGGCCCCUGGGACUCCACCGUCGAUGUACCUCGGUGGGGGUGCUCCCCCAUAUGGCUCCUCCAUGUUUAAUGGGCCUGCAAUGCCGCGUUAUGGCAUUCCUCAGUUCCCUGGGGGUUCGACGUAUCCGUAUGGCUACGGCGGACGCAUACCAAUGGGGAGCCCCUAUGGGCCAAUGCAUAUGGCUGGGCCACCUCCGUAUUCCAGUGGCUCUAUGAUGGGACCAGGUGGAAUGUACGGAAUGCCCAUGGACAGAUAUGGCUUGGCCUUACCUGCUGGUCCUGGUGCAAUGGGCAUAAGGGCUGGCUCAUAUUCUGAUGAGGGUUCCCAGAAGAAGCCUGCAGGAGCUGGACGUGAUAAUGACUGGGAGUGUCCAAAUUGCCACAACAUCAACUUUGCCUUUCGUACAGUUUGUAACAUGCGAAAGUGCAACACACCAAGACCUGAAAACCAGGGCUCCAACUCCAAACCUGAUGGUUCAAGAGGCUCAAAACCAAAAAUGCCAGAGGGUAGUUGGAAGUGCGAGCAGUGCAAUAACAUCAACUAUCCAUUCCGGACAAAAUGUAAUCGCCCACAUUGUGGGGCAGAAAAACCGUUGCAGACAAACAGUGCAAAUGAUUCGGCUACAGAUCAGGACAAUCAGUUUUUUUCAUGUAAUAUUACGACGCUUUUAUCAAAGCUGCAACUUCCACGUGAAUUUCAAGACAACAAUGAGCAGACAUCGAGGGAUCUUCCUGGUCAUGCUGCUGGAGUACCAACAAGUUCGCAUGCCUUGCGAAUGGCAGCUCUCAAUGAAUUGCAGAACAGUGUUACAAACUAAUGUGCUACCAUUUCAUCAAGGUGAGAAAUUUGUGCCAUUUCAUCAAGGUUACAAGUUCGCAUGCCUUGCGAAUGGCAGCUCUCAACGAUAUGCUUGUGUAGCGUGCAAGUGAGCUUUGCUCACAGUUGACUUGGCAAGGAAAUUGGGAGUGGUAAGCUUUGCUCACAGUUGGCUUGCACGGUUGGUCCGACCCUUGAUGCAAGAAUGCAAAGCAGUCGACAUUUGUUCGGAGAUCAUAUUUGUUUCCUUUUUCUUUCACUUGUGCGUUAAAAGUCGAUUGUUUUGUGUUGAUCAAGUCUUCAACGCUCUAUUGUUUGGUGUCAUCGUACUGUAAAUCUUACCCCCGCUUCUAAAUUAGAACUUUGUUGAGACAUCGUGGCACAGGUUGCCUGGAACAAUAGUACGCAGGAUUUGUUGCAUAA